CAUGCAAAUUACCAAAAGAAUGGAACCACAAAAGCCAUGAUAAUGCAAGAUACCAAGUCUAAUCCCAACUUGAUUGCGGUUGCAUUUAGUGGUACACAUCCAUUUGAUGCUGAGCAAUGGAGAACAUACAUUGAUAUCUCAUGGUAUGAGCUACCCGACGUAGGUAAGAUACAUGGUGGGUUCAUGAAAGCUUUGGGCCUUCAAAGGAGCCGUGGAUGGCCCAAAGAAAUAGAUGAGAGUGGCCCACAUCAUUAUGCUUACUACACAAUUAGAGACGAGCUAAGUCGAGUGUUUAGGGAAAAUCAGGAUGCAAAGUUCAUAUUAACAGGGCAUAGUUUGGGAGGAGCAUUGGCUAUUCUUUUUGUUGUUAUGCUUAUAUUGCAUGAGGAAGAAUGGUUGUUGGAUAAGUUUGAAGGUGUUUAUACUUUUGGGCAACCAAGAGUUGGAGACAAGAAGUUUGGGGAAUUCAUGGUGGAAAAGAUGAAAAAGUAUGAUGUGAAGCAUAUGAGAUAUGUUUACUCUAAUGAUUUGGUGCCUAGAAUCCCUUAUGAUGACAAAUCCAUUUUCUUUAAGCACUUCAGUCCUUGUCUUUAUUUCAAUAGCUUAUACCAUGGGCAUAUUCUAGAGGAGGAGCCAAACAAGAAUUAUUUCUCUUUGUUUUGGGUGAUACCCAAGAUCUUAAAUGCAGUUUGGGAGGUGAUUAGAGGUUUCCUUCUACCAUUUGUUGUAGGUAGAGAGUAUAAACAGAAUUGGUUCAUGACGAUAUUCAGGCUUGUUGGAUUGAUAAUUCCAGGAAUACCAGCUCAUAUCCCUAAUGAUUACGUCAAUUCUACCCGAUUGGGAUCCUUAAACGAACAUCUAGAGAUUCAAAGACCACAAUAUUCCAAAGAUGAUUAAUAUCAAUGACUUUGUUAUAAUUAGUUUUUAUAUUGGACUCAUAUGUUGGAUUA
This is a messenger RNA of Cicer arietinum (chickpea), 950 nucleotides long. RefSeq names its product triacylglycerol lipase OBL1-like. The record is from RefSeq and is a predicted model, not a curated record. Gene Ontology annotation, molecular function: triacylglycerol lipase activity. NCBI's taxonomy places the organism in Eukaryota, Viridiplantae, Streptophyta, Magnoliopsida, Fabales, Fabaceae. Gene Ontology annotation, biological process: lipid metabolic process.